Messenger RNA from Hemicordylus capensis (graceful crag lizard), 2686 nucleotides. RefSeq names its product F-box protein 9 (gene FBXO9). The record is from RefSeq and is a predicted model, not a curated record. Gene Ontology annotation, biological process: SCF-dependent proteasomal ubiquitin-dependent protein catabolic process. The transcript has 13 exons. NCBI's taxonomy places the organism in Eukaryota, Metazoa, Chordata, Lepidosauria, Squamata, Cordylidae. Gene Ontology annotation, molecular function: protein binding. Bases 337 to 1611 code for a protein of 424 amino acids. Gene Ontology annotation, cellular component: SCF ubiquitin ligase complex.
GCGGGGCGGGGGGCGGGGCAUCCACAAAGGGGCGGGCGGCAGAACCGUGCGCGACUCGAAAAUUUCCUCCCUCGCACCCAGCCCCACCCCCGUGCAUCGAACUGAAGGUCACGGUUGCAAAAAUACACGAAAUAGAGAAGGAAACCAAAUUACAAUACAGCGCACGCACGAGGUGGGGUUGUGGGGAAGAACCAGCAGAAGUAAACAGAUUGUAAAAAAUAAUAAUCUCCCACAAAAGAAACCUGCGAAGUUCUUUAGUAACUUAAAACAGUUUUCAGACCGUUUACGCGUGGUACAUUUUACUAGGCAGAAGGUGAAGAAGAUUGUCGUUCUGAAAUGGUAAGACCAGAUGACAAUGAAAGGCCUGGUGAAGCAAAUCUUCAGGCAGAACUCCAGAUGUUCAGAGCACAGUGGAUGUUUGAACUUACCCCAGGGGUGAGCUCUUCUGGUUUGGAAACUCGAUCCUACAGAGCGUCGGCAAGAGGGCCUUCAGUAAAGGCUGUAGAUACCAAAGGAAAGCUGGAACUAGCAAAAGAGGAAAAGGCAAGAGAACUGUUCCUGAAGGCAGUGGAACAAGAACAAAAUGGGGCUCUUUAUGAAGCUAUUAAGUUCUACCGUCUGGCCAUGCAACUGGUCCCAGAUAUUGAGUUUAAGAUCACCUACACCCGAUCUCCAGAUAACGACACUAUUGGAAAGAGCUACAUUGAAGAUAAUGAGGAUGAUAGCAAGAUGGCUGACCUUCUGUCCUACUUUCAGCAGCAAUUUACUCUUCAGGAAUCAUCUGUCAAACUGUGUCAGCCUGAGCUUGACAUGAACCAGACUCAUAUCUCAGUGUUGCCUAUGGAGCUGUUGAUGUAUAUUUUUCGAUGGGUGGUUUCCAGUGAUUUAGACCUGCGGUCGUUAGAACAGUUAUCCUUGGUCUGCAGAGGUUUUUACAUUUGCGCCAGGGAUCCUGAAAUCUGGCGUCAGGCCUGCUUGAAGGUUUGGGGCAGGACCUGCAACAAAGUGGUUCCUUAUACCUCAUGGAGGGAAAUGUUUUUGGAAAGGCCCAGAGUUCGAUUUGAUGGUGUGUAUAUCAGUAAGACAACAUACAUACGUCAAGGGGAACAGUCUCUUGAUGGCUUCUAUAGGGCAUGGCACCAAGUGGAAUAUUACAGGUAUCUGAGAUUCUUCCCAGAUGGCCAAGUGAUGAUGCUAACAACUCCGGAAGAACCUCAAACAAUAGUUCCUCGUUUACGAACUAAAAAUACAAGAACUGAUGCAAUCCUGCUUGGCCAUUAUCGCCUUUCCCAGGAUAUGGACAAUCAAACCAAAGUAUUUGCUGUAAUGACAAAGAAGAAGGAAGAGAAACCAAUUGACUACCACAAGUACAGAUAUUUCUGUCGUGUCCCUGUACAAGAAACUGAUCACAGCUUUCAUGUAGGGCUACAGUUGUGUUCCAGUGGCCGUCAGAGGUUCAACAAACUUGUUUGGAUUCAUCACUCUUGUCACAUUACUUACAAGUCUACUGGUGAGACAGCAGUCUCUUCUUUUGACAUUGACAAGAUGUACACCCCUUUGUUCUUUGCACGAGUGAAGAGCUUUACUGCAUUUUCAGAAAGGCCUCUCUAAGAAGCUUGUAUCUCUUCUCUUACUCCUGCAUGAAGAAAUUACAGCAAACAACACUUAAGUUAUACAUGUGUAUAUAUUUGAAUUUUAUUUUAAAAUUGAGGGAAGAAAAUAUACUGGAAAUACUUUUGAUUUAGGGUGGCAGGGUUAUUUUAUUGGUCUGAAGUCAAGUUUACACAUUAAACUUGUUUAUGUUGUGAAAAUACUUUGAUAACAUAAAAUGGCAUAACAUAAAAACAAUUUUUACCAUGUCAUUUUAUGAGCAGAUUUAUAAGCUGUUCUCUCUCUCCAUCAUAAAGCUUCAUCUGCCUAUGCACCUUAAGUUCAGGAAGCGUUAUAAACCUACUGCUGUACAUAAAAUAUGGCGUGCGUGCUUUGGGGGAAGGUUCAAAAUGUGAAGAAUUUGUCCUGCAUCUGUGCGUGGCCUACAGGAACAUAAAAUAAAUGUUUACUUUUAAAUACAUGUUUUUGGGUUGCCUUUCAAGAAGUAAUGUUGACUUCAGUGUAAACUGCAGCCUUAUGCAAAUUAAGCAAGGGCAAGUAAAGUUGGACAUUCAGCUGAAAAUGCUACCAUCUGUCUUGGAAUUAUCUUAUUUUGUACAGUCACACUUAUCAAACCAGUGGUUUUCAUAUUGCAAGAGAUGGAAGAUGAGAGUACCAAGAGCUGGCCAACCACAUCGGGGAAGUGGUUGCCUUUCUCUUUUCUUGAUUCAGGAAAGGACUUCUGGAGCAUUGCUCUCUUGGGACAGUGUCACAAUGAAGAUGUCAUGCUGCAACACUAUAGAGUGCUGAACUUGAAUGUGCAUUGUUUGAAUUCUGUUAUGCAAAUAAGAAUAGGGCUGUAUCAAGUAUGUUAGUCUUUUGUUGAUUAACUCUUCACCUAACUGUUCAAAAUAUUGCAAACCUUUGAGUGUUUUGUCACACUAAAUUUUAUUUUAUUUUUUUGCUUUCUGGGACUCCUACAGAUGUUCAGGUACUGUAUGCUGCUUCUCCUGCGUAUGUACUUUGGGAGUUGGAUGCAAGUGCUGUAUGAUGCUUAUCAUAAAGCUACAAUUUAUAAAUGUUUUUCUUCUGCCAA